This is a messenger RNA of Adineta steineri, 1218 nucleotides long. The record is from the annotation of a GenBank genome assembly. Lineage: Eukaryota; Metazoa; Rotifera; Eurotatoria; Adinetida; Adinetidae.
AUGUUUUAUAGUGAAGAGGAGCACAACCGCACUGUCGACCCACUUGACGAAUUACAACAUUCAUUUGAAUCAACAAUAACAACAACAACACAUGGAACAACAACUGCAACAAACUCAUUCGAACUUGGACAUAUCACCUCAUCUGACUUUGACUCGAUCGGAUUCGACCUCGAGUGUGAUUUUGGACGACGAGAUUCAUGGGGAAUCGAUUCAUCUUCUUGCGCCGCUACAAGUGGCCUAUUUAACGAAGAUAUGGAAUCAUCCGACAAAUUGAAUGAGAUUUUUGCAGAUGGUUCUGAAUUUACUCUUCAUCGUCUUUUAAGCGAUUUUGGUGUUAAUGAUUUGAAUAUCGAUAUGAAUGACUUAGUCAAAUUCGAUCCAGUUAAACUACUUGAUGCCAAAUCUUUUGGCGACUUUUUACAAUAUGAUUCAUUCGAUGAAAUCAAUACAUUAAAUGAUAUUCAAUCAAAUCACCUUGAAAGUAAUUCUUCACCUGCAUUAGCUUGUUCAUCAGGAUCAUUCUCUGAACUUUAUCCAUCACCAUUGGAACUACCAACAAAAAAAGAGUUCCAAAUGGAACAAAAUCAAUUAAAAAUGGAACCUGAAAAUCCAACAUUUUAUACUGAAUUAAAUUCAUUUGAUAAUUUUGUACCUACACCAUCAACAUCAACUGCUAUCUCUCAAGAAUUCAAUUUUGAUCCAUGUAUAGUGGAUGCUAUUGAGCAUGAUUAUGGUUAUCUUUCUAAACGAUCAACAAUUAUUGAUACACCAUCACCAUCACCAACAGUAUCCAAACGUACAUCAACACGUGGUGGCCGUCGUACAUCAUCUCGACUUCAAUCCCGUGCUGCAUUGUUUGAUAUUAAACAAAUCUUUAGUGAUGAUUCAUGUUCAACAUCGGCAUUAUCUCCAAAUAGUUCUGUCUCAAUGAAACGAACAAAACAUGCACGUCAUAUUAAUCGUGCUAUAGAUAUUGAAACAGAAGGUGAUUUAUCAUAUUAUUUGGAAAGACGUCGAAAAAAUAAUGAAGCAUCGAAAAUGUCUCGUGCAGCACGUAAACAAAAAUUCGGUGAUAUGGAUUCUCGAUGUGCCGAAUAUGAACGUAUCAAUACUGAACUUCGUUUAAAAAUUUCAACACUCGAAAUAGUAACAGCUAAUUUGAAAGAUGGUCUUAUUCAUACAUUUCAACGCAAAGGUGGUGUUAAUCCAAAAUGUUGA